GCGAAAGAUAGAAGGAGGUUUAGGUGAUGUUUGACUAUGUCUGUGACAUACAGCUCUUUAAUUCCGUGCCAAAGUUGCGGAUAGACUCUUGAUUUGCGUAACGUUCUUCAUGUGUACCAACAUGAAAUCCAAAACGAAAAAGAAACAUUCCGAUGGUGACAGUGUUCAUUCAGAAUCUGAUGGUGCACUGUCAUACAGAACACAUUCUCGUAAGAAUGGUUGGACAUGCCCAUGGCAUCCAUUGCAGUUUGUAGAAUGGAUAUUCAUUUGUUACUUCGCCGCUAUUGCCUUUGGAUGUAUUGUACCAACAUUUCCGUAUGAGUGGCAGCCGGCUGGUUAUAUUAUUCCUGGUAUUGUAGUUCUCUUACAUUUUAUUGUACAAUUUAUCAGUAUUAGUAUUAAUCCUGCUGAUCCAGCAACGUUGACGCUAGCUAAAGACCGUGUAGUGCCUAGGUUGGAUAGAAACUCCCAUCCCCAUGUUAUUGAGAAUUCACAUUGUUAUCUGUGCGAAGUUGAUGUGUCAUCUACAUCCAAGCACUGCAGUGUGUGUAAUAAAUGUAUAGAGAAUUUUGAUCAUCACUGUAAAUGGCUAAAUAACUGCGUUGGAAGUCGAAAUUACAGGUAUUUUUUUGCAACUAUCAGUAGCGGAUUGCUGGCAGCAGUACUUGUAUUAGUUAUAACUAUUUACGUCACUAUUGUAUUCUGGGUAGAUCCUAGCCUUCUCUUCCCAGACUGUGUUGCUGAGACGAGCUCUUAUGACUAUGUUGUGCUUUCAUCGAACACAUCCAGUUCAUACUGUGAUAAUUCUACAUGGCUGUAUGAGAACAUGGAACUAUUCUCAUUUGUUGUACCUGCUAUGGCGUUCUUCAUAGUUAUAUUGGUAACCUCUGUGUUAGCAGUCAUUGCCACUGGUUUGUUGGCUCAUCUCGUCAUCUUUCAUAUCUAUCUCAAUUGUAAAGGCAUGACAACGUAUGAUUACAUUGUCAUGAAGCGAGAGCAGGAAGCCAAACAAGAUGACAUUGAAGCUAAUUUUGGUGCUGAUGCAGACCCUCCCCGGUUUAAAAAAAUUAAAAGAAACCAUGUCGCUCCCGCAAAGGUCGAGAAAAAACGAGAAGAUAUCGAGAUGAAGUCCCCGACACCAGAUCUUAUUAAGAAUACUAAAACUUUAUCUGACGAAGAAAGCACCCAAGAAUAUAAAAAGUAUGAACGUGUAUUAGAAGACAACGAAAAUCAAUUAGAGAGUGAUGAAGAGAAAAAGAAAAGGAAAAAAAAGAAAAAGACUGCAGUUGCCGAAGACUCUGUGAAACGAAAGAGCAAGAGGAAAAAGAGGACACGGCGAUCAUCUCUACCUUCUGACAGGUCAUCGCUAGUCAUGGAAGAACCAUGGGGACCACACUACACAACACAAUUAAACUUAUCCAAUAGUCUACCACAGUCUCAACUAGAUCAAUAUAUGGCGUCACAGAGAUAUGGACCACAGGGUAUCCCUCCUACAGCAAGUUUGAAUUACACACCAAGAGGCUUCCAGGCAUUACCAUCAAUACCCCCACAGCGUUUCUAUACACCACCGCCACCUGAGAUUAAUAUUACACCGGCGAAACCCGCCAUGGAUUACGAUUCCUCUGAUGCAGAAUCCUUGCAUGAGAUUCCUAUCAAUCAGACUAAACGUGGUGGACAGUUAGCGAAUGGCACUCUAUACCAGUCACAAAGUCACACCGGCAUUGGCCGAAUUUCACCUCUGAAUUUGGCAUCAUCAUACGAAAGCAGCAUAGCACAACAGCACGCCAUGCGCAGUAGUCUUGACUCUAUACCAUUUACAACAAAUACAUUACCAUACAGAAAACAUGAAGUGCCGCCUUUGGACUUUGACCCUCUGAGAGAUAGCUAUGGUACUAGCGCUGGUCAGCCAUCAGCGAUAUCAUCAAGGUCGAGAACACCGAAGAGCUCAAGAAAGCCAAGUAUACAAGAUCUCUAAGCAGUUCAGUAAUUUUUGUGACUGAAACAGUUCCAGUUCCAGGUUUACUUGCAUUUCAUAUCACUUGAAAAGGGAAUAUCUAAUAUUUCCUUCAAGAGACUAUUUUCUUUAAAAAAGUAUAUUUUUUGUUAUUUUAGUAAAAUGUUGCAAAGAGAAAAUGUUGACCAGCAGCUUUUGUACUUAAUAAAAAAAAAAAACAGAUGUCAAUAUUAUAGAUAUUUUGUUUUUGCCCUUUUAAGGUGCUUUCUUCGUUAGAUAAAAUGUCCUGUGUAUCAGUUUGACGUCCAAUAUUAAAGUUUAUUGUCACAUUUACCGUUAUCUUAAUGUUUUAUCAA
This is a messenger RNA of Saccoglossus kowalevskii, 2310 nucleotides long. RefSeq lists its product as uncharacterized. Lineage: Eukaryota; Metazoa; Hemichordata; Enteropneusta; Harrimaniidae. The record is from RefSeq and is a predicted model, not a curated record. Gene Ontology annotation, molecular function: protein-cysteine S-palmitoyltransferase activity. Gene Ontology annotation, biological process: protein targeting to membrane; peptidyl-L-cysteine S-palmitoylation. Gene Ontology annotation, cellular component: Golgi apparatus; endoplasmic reticulum.